AUGAUAUCAAGAUUGGGAUUAAGAAACACCACAACCAGACUUUUGGUUAACAACAGAAGAAUUGGGUUAAAUAGUGCUUAUUUAGUCACUAGAAGAACGUUGGCUUCAAAACCAGAACAAAAAGCUACAAUCAUUGACCAUUUAACUGAUGAAGUCAUUGAAUUAACAGACCCAGAUCGUCCACAAAUGGGUAACUAUCCAAAUCCAAAAUCACAAAUAUUGGCUCAAGAUAAAGAUCCAUAUGCUAAAUAUGACGAUCCUCAAAAUUUAAGAAAUAAAAACGAUCCAAUGAAUUUCGACGAAGAUAUGUAUGAUAUUUGGUCCCCAGAUAGUUGGAGUUAUGUAUCUGAUAAGACUGCCUUAAAACAUAAUGCAUAUUUCUUUGGUUCUUUAAUUGCAUUCUUUUCUUUGCUUGCAUAUUUCGAAAUGAAUCCUGAAAAACCAGCCAUGAUUAGAUCUUAUCCUUACAAUGGUUUAGCUACACAUAUGGGUGCCAAGGAUGAAACAGAUGCACAUCUUUUCCAAGCUAGAGUAGAUCAUACUGCCGAAGAAGAAUGUGGUAUAUUACCUGUAGAUGAUGUAGUUAUUAGCCAAAAAGAAGAAUAUUUGAAAGCCAAUGCUGCUUUUAUCAAUGUUUGA
Messenger RNA from Hemisphaericaspora subhashii, 639 nucleotides. RefSeq lists its product as uncharacterized. The record is from RefSeq and is a predicted model, not a curated record. NCBI's taxonomy places the organism in Eukaryota, Fungi, Ascomycota, Pichiomycetes, Serinales, Debaryomycetaceae. Gene Ontology annotation, cellular component: mitochondrion. The coding region runs from base 1 to 639 and encodes 212 amino acids. The transcript has a single exon.